AUGGCGGUACAGAAACAUGGCGGUAGAAAACAUGGCGAUAUAGAAUAUGGUGGUAUAGAACAUAGCAAUAUAGAACAUAGCGGUACAGAACAUAGCGAUAUAGAACAUGGCGGUACAGAACAUAGCGAUAUAGAACAUUGCGAUACAGAACAUGCUGGCACAGAGCAUUGUGGCACAGAGCAUGAUGGUACAGAGCAUGGCUGUAUAGAACAUGCCGGUACAGAGCAUGGAGAACAUAGUGAUACAAAACAUGGCGAUACAGAACAUGGUGAUAUAGAACAUGGCGGUACAGGACAUGGCGAUACAGAACAUGGCAGUACAGAACAUGGCGAUACAGAACACGGCGGUACAGAACACGGCGGUACAGAACAUGGCGAUGCAGAACAUAGUGGUACAGAACAUAGCGAGAUAGAACAUGGCGGUGCAGAACAUGGCGAUAUAGAACACGGUGGUGCAGAACAUAGCAAUACAGAACAUGGCAAUACAGAACAUGGCGAUAUAGAACAUGGCAGUACAGAACAUAGCGAUACAGAACAUGGCGGUACAGAACACGGUGGUGCAGAACAUAGCAAUACAGAACAUGGCGAUACAGAAUAUGGCGGUAUAGAACAUGGCAGUACAGAACACAGCGAUACAGAACAUGGUGGUACAGAACAUGGCAAUAUAGAACAUAGCGAUACAGAACAUGGCGGUACAGUACAUAGCAAUAUAGAACAUAGCGAUACAGAACAUGGCAAUAUAGAACAUAGCGAUACAGAACAUGGCGGUAGGUACAUAGCUAUAGAGAACAUAGCGAUUUAG
Haliotis rufescens (red abalone) is the source of this 801-nucleotide messenger RNA. Its product is annotated as transcription initiation factor TFIID subunit 1-like. The transcript has 3 exons. The record is from RefSeq and is a predicted model, not a curated record. Lineage: Eukaryota; Metazoa; Mollusca; Gastropoda; Lepetellida; Haliotidae. The coding region runs from base 1 to 801 and encodes 266 amino acids.